UACGACCAACACCAACAUGUCUGCGAAACUGAUCCUCGUGGUGGGCGCCCUCGCGGCUGUGGCCUCCGCCGUCCCCCGUCCCGACUCUCCUCCUGUCUACGGCGUUCCUCACCCAACCUACAAGCAGCCAGGAAUGCCCUUCGAGUUCGCCUACGCCGUCAAGGACCCCUACUCGGGCAACGACUACGCCCACGCCCAGACCAGCGACGGUCACGUCACCUCCGGAUCGUACAGCGUGGCUCUUCCCGACGGCCGAACCGAGAUCGUGGAAUUCACUGCCGAUCACGACAACGGCUACGUCGCCAACGUCGCCUACGAGGGGGAGGCCUCCUACCCCGCCCCCGCCCCCUCCUACCACCCCGCUCCCUCAUACCCUCGCCCCCCUUCCUACCCACCUCCCCCACCCCACCCACAUCAGUAAACCCAUCCAUCGUCAACGCACAGGCGGCUCUGCCAAAAGCUUCUUGCUCAAGAAAAUCCAGAACCAAAGAAGUUUUGAAACUCGUACCACAACAUUCAAAGCUCGCACAAAAGUCACAAGCUACCAAAUAACUUGUCAUCCUUCAGUAUUCCACGCUCCAGCCUCUCCAUUUCCUCCACGCAUAACCACGCAUGUCAACACGCUUUUAUCACCUUCAUUAACAUCUAUUGCAGAUCCGCCGAUGUAUACAGCAAAGGUGACUCGAUCCUCUUCCUCUCUAAACAAAUGGCCAAUCACUAGUAUCUAUACGUCAAGAUAAAUUACCAUCGGGGACGAAAUAAUGCACGUCCGAUCUUGAGUUACAUCAAAAUGUUCAAAAUAUGCUUUAUUGUAAUUCCAGACACAUGAAGAGUGUCUAUGAAGCACCGCCAUUUGACCUUGCAGUGUUGGGACUUUGUUUUAUAAAUAAAAUU
Messenger RNA from Penaeus indicus, 894 nucleotides. Its product is annotated as cuticle protein 18.6-like. The record is from RefSeq and is a predicted model, not a curated record. Lineage: Eukaryota; Metazoa; Arthropoda; Malacostraca; Decapoda; Penaeidae. Gene Ontology annotation, cellular component: extracellular matrix. The transcript is spliced from 2 exons. Bases 17 to 421 code for a protein of 134 amino acids.